AGCCAUUAAACCCUCCACCCCCCUUAUCUUCUUCUCCGUCUCUCCUCAAACCCUCACUCUCAAUUUCCCCCAAUUUCUAGGGUUUGAGUUGAUCCUUACUCAAUUGCUUUUCCUCCGCCAUUUUCAGUAUACUCCCACCAUAAAUGGCGUCUUCAGCUGCUCAAAUUCACGCCCUCGGUGCCACCGCCCACUUCACAUCCGGGAACCCCGCCAGGAACAAUCCCGCGAAGACCGUCUUCUUCGGGACUAAGCUGAACAACGCCGUUUCUUUCGGCCUGAAUCUGAAGAACAAGGUCAGAAGCAGCGGCGGCGGCAGCUCCCGACGCAGCACUCCGCUCCGUGUGGUUGCUGAGAAAGUUGUCGGAAUUGACCUUGGUACGACGAAUUCUGCUGUGGCGGCGAUGGAGGGAGGAAAGCCGACCAUCGUCACGAAUGCUGAGGGGCAGAGGACGACGCCGUCUGUGGUGGCUUACACUAAGAAUGGGGAUAGAUUGGUGGGGCAGAUUGCGAAGCGCCAGGCGGUGGUGAACCCUGAGAAUACGUUCUUUUCCGUGAAGAGGUUCAUUGGGAGGAAGAUGUCGGAAAUUGACAACGAGUCGAAGCAGGUUUCGUAUAAUGUUGUGAGGGAUGAGAAUGGGAAUGUCAAGCUUGAGUGUCCUGCCAUUGGGAAGCAAUUUGCAGCAGAGGAAAUCUCUGCUCAGGUUUUGAGGAAGCUUGUGGAUGAUGCGUCUAAGUUUUUGAAUGACAAGGUUACUAAAGCAGUCGUUACUGUGCCUGCGUACUUCAAUGAUUCUCAGAGAACUGCAACCAAGGAUGCUGGUCGUAUUGCUGGCCUAGAAGUUCUCCGUAUCAUAAACGAGCCAACAGCUGCAUCACUUGCUUAUGGUUUUGAAAGGAAAAGCAAUGAAACGAUUCUGGUUUUUGACCUUGGAGGUGGUACUUUUGAUGUUUCAGUUCUCGAGGUUGGUGAUGGCGUGUUUGAGGUGCUUUCUACAUCUGGAGAUACACAUCUUGGUGGUGAUGACUUUGAUAAGAGAAUUGUUGAUUGGCUUGCUGCAAGUUUCAAGAAAGAUGAGGGAAUAGAUCUAUUGAAGGACAAGCAAGCACUUCAGCGCCUGACCGAGACAGCUGAGAAAGCUAAAAUGGAGCUAUCAUCUCUGACACAGACUAAUCUAAGUUUGCCUUUCAUUACUGCUACUGCAGAUGGUCCCAAACAUAUUGAAACCACUCUUACACGAGCUAAGUUUGAGGAGUUGUGCUCAGAUUUACUUGACAGACUCAAAACUCCCGUUCAGAAUUCAUUGAGGGAUGCAAAGCUCUCGUUCAGUGAUCUAGACGAGGUAAUCCUUGUAGGUGGCUCAACCCGUAUUCCAUCUGUUCAAGAACUCGUUAAAAAAUUGACCGGAAAGGACCCAAAUGUCACUGUUAAUCCCGAUGAAGUUGUUGCCCUUGGAGCUGCAGUUCAGGCUGGUGUUUUGGCUGGAGAUGUUAGUGACAUUGUCCUUCUAGAUGUAACACCACUGUCUCUGGGGCUGGAAACUCUUGGUGGAGUAAUGACAAAGAUUAUUCUGAGAAAUACGACACUGCCCACCUCGAAAUCGGAGGUGUUCUCAACAGCUGCUGAUGGUCAGACAAGUGUUGAGAUCAAUGUGCUUCAAGGUGAGAGAGAGUUUGUCAGAGACAACAAGUCUUUAGGUAGCUUCCGACUUGAUGGGAUUCCACCGGCCCCACGUGGAGUUCCUCAAAUUGAAGUCAAAUUCGACAUUGAUGCCAAUGGCAUCCUUUCUGUCGCUGCCAUUGAUAAGGGAACUGGGAAGAAGCAAGAUAUCACCAUUACUGGUGCAAGUACAUUGCCUAGUGACGAGGUAGAAAAAAUGGUGAGCGAAGCUGAAAAAUUCGCAAAGGAAGACAAAGAGAAGAGAGACGCAAUAGAUACCAAAAACCAGGCUGAUUCAGUAGUUUACCAGACAGAGAAACAGUUGAAGGAGCUCGGAGAAAAAGUUCCAGUCCCCGUAAAAGAAAAAGUCGAGGCUAAGUUAGGAGAACUCAAGGAAGCAAUCUCAGGUGGGUCCACCCAAGCGAUUAAGGACGCUAUGGCUGCUCUUAAUCAGGAAGUAAUGCAGCUCGGCCAGUCAUUGUACAAUCAACCUGGUGGUGCCGCUCCCAGCGAGGGACCCACACCUGGUGGUGCCGCUGCCGGAGAAUCGUCGGGCAAGGGACCUGACGGUGAUGUUAUUGAUGCUGAUUUCACCGACAGCAAAUGAGGAGUGAGAAGCAUGGGGAAUUCGAUGCUUGAAAUUGGUUGGUAGCUAUAUUUUUUGAUGACAUAUAUUUCUUUCUUCACAUGUGCAUAAGGAAUGUUUUUUGUCCAGAUUGAUUGUUUUGAAGAAAGAAUUAUUUACGUCAUAAAAGGUAUUAGAAGUGUCAUAGGUGGUGGUGUGGUUGUUAUAAAGCAAAAAAGACUUAGAUUAUUGUUGGCUUCAAGAUUUUAUUAUUUGCAGCACUUGUUAUAGAAAAGCUACCUACACUUUUGAAAUGGUUGCUGGAAUUUGGGUUAUUGAGAUUCUACACACGGUGAAGGUGAAAUAAAUCGGUGAUUUUUAA
Molecule: messenger RNA, 2604 nt
Organism: Erythranthe guttata (spotted monkey flower)
Lineage: Eukaryota; Viridiplantae; Streptophyta; Magnoliopsida; Lamiales; Phrymaceae
Product: stromal 70 kDa heat shock-related protein, chloroplastic
Biological process (GO): protein folding
Molecular function (GO): ATP binding; ATP-dependent protein folding chaperone
Source: RefSeq, a predicted model, not a curated record